AUGAGUAGUGAACCCAGUGACUUUACUGAAUAUAUCAGAUAUCUUUAUGGAAUGGAGGAUCAAGUAGCAGCACCGGCAUCGAUUAUGCAGAGCCACAUACCGCUCCCGCCAAAGUUGGAGUUGGCGGGUAACGUUGCACAACACUGGAAAUCCUGGAAACAGCUGUGGGACUCGUAUGUCAUAGUGACGGGACUUUCAGAGAAAACCAAUGCCUACCAGGUUGCGACUUUUGUUACAUGUAUUGGCCCUGAAGGCCUCGAGGUCUACAACGGACUACCAUUUAAAGACGAAAAUGAAAAGAAUGACCCAGCAACCAUAUUGAAACUCAUGGAGGAGUACUGUGUAGGGAAAACAAACACGAUAUAUGAGAGAUAUGUUUUCAACAACAAGCAUCAAGAAACGGGAGAGACAAUCGAUUCCUACGUCACAAAGUUGAGAAAGCUCUCACUGACCUGUGAGUUUGGUCAAGCAGCAGAGAAAACCGCCGCACAAGUUAAGACCAUGAAUCCUCAGGAGAAAAUUCACACAUUGAAAAAAUCAACCAAACACAGAAACGGUGUGAAGCAGAAGGAUCAUAAAGGAAGAGGAACACACCAUAAACCACAGAGUACAAGGACCCAUACAUGUUGUUACUGUGGUCAGCAGCACUCCAGAGAUAAACAAUCAUGUCCAGCAUGGGGCAAAACCUGUGGGAAGAAAAACCAUUUUAAGGCAGUGUGCCGACAGCGAGAUAAGAGAGUGAACUUCCUGGAUAAGUAUGAGCAAUGUUAUUCCGAUGAGGAAAUCCUUACAGUAGAACAGAUCUUCGCUACCAGCGCUUUGGAACAUCCGAGAAAACUGUUUGCUCAAAUGAACAUUAAUUCUCAGCCGAAACCUGUAAAAUUCCAAAUUGACUGUGGGGCCACCUGUAAUGUUAUUACAGAUGACCUUGUACCGAAAAAUGUGAAGAUACAGAAGGGUCAUCACACAUUGAAAUUUUACAAUGGACAGCAAAUGAAGACUUCUGGCAGUUGUAAUUUGACCCUCACUAAUCCAAGAAACGGGGAAACAUUCAAAGAGAACUUUGUUGUGGUGAACAGUGGUUUACACCCUAUUUUGGGCUCAAGCACAAGUCAGCAAAUGAACUUGAUAUCAGUACAACUUGACAAUAUUAUGACUAUAGAGUUUCCCAGCACAAACAAUCACCUUGAUAUGGACACCAUAACGAAGAAUUAUGGAGACAUCUUUACAGGAAAUGGAUGCUUUAAGGGACCUGUGCAUCUAGAAAUAGACGAGACUGUCCCACCUGUGAAACUUCCUUUACGCCGUGUCCCAGUUGCAAUCAAGCCACUUUUGCAACAAGAACUGAAAAGACUAGAAGGAUUACAAGUCAUUCAAGCUGUCAAUAAGCCUACAGACUGGGUAUCUAGCCUACUAGCAUUCAAGAAGGCGAAUGGAAAGUUACGCAUCUGCAUUGACCCGAAACCCUUGAAUAAGGCGCUCCGUCGAAGUCAUUACCCUCUUCCUGUGAUCGAAGACGUUUUACCUGAUGUAUCCAAGCCUCGCGUUUUCACGGUGUGCGACGUAAAGAAUGGCUUCUGGCAUGUGGAGCUCGACGAGCAGUCCAGCUACCUUACCACCUUUGAAACUCCAUUUGGACGCUAUCGCUGGCGCCGCCUACCCUUUGGCAUCUCCCCAGCGCCUGAGAUUUUCCAGCAUCGUUUGGAACUAGCCAUACAAAACUUACCUGGAGUCAAAGCUGUUGCUGAUGAUAUCCUUAUCUAUGGAGAAGGAGACAGUGAUGCAGAAGCAGUACGCGAUCACGACCAGAAACUGAUCAGCCUUUUGAACCGUUGCCGCGAGCAGGGAAUCAAGUUGAACAAAGACAAGUUUAAACUGCGAUUAAAGGAAAUGCCAUAUAUUGGACAUGUUCUGACCCCCAGUGGACUCAAGCCUGACCCUCGCAAAGUACAGGCUAUUAUCAGGUUAUGGGAAAGCUUCAUCAAUCACAUAUUGGAGCUGAAGGAUGCCUUCGUAGGGCUCGAGAGUGUGUGUACUGGCCGAACAUGA
Molecule: messenger RNA, 2049 nt
Organism: Saccostrea cuccullata (small rock oyster)
Lineage: Eukaryota; Metazoa; Mollusca; Bivalvia; Ostreida; Ostreidae
Exons: 2
Coding region: 1-2049 (682 amino acids)
Source: RefSeq, a predicted model, not a curated record